This is a messenger RNA of Cornus florida, 2778 nucleotides long. Its product is annotated as ent-kaurene synthase, chloroplastic-like. The record is from RefSeq and is a predicted model, not a curated record. Gene Ontology annotation, cellular component: chloroplast. Lineage: Eukaryota; Viridiplantae; Streptophyta; Magnoliopsida; Cornales; Cornaceae. Gene Ontology annotation, biological process: gibberellin biosynthetic process. Bases 123 to 2516 code for a protein of 797 amino acids. The transcript is spliced from 14 exons. Gene Ontology annotation, molecular function: terpene synthase activity; magnesium ion binding.
UCAUUUACAUUCAUUAUAUAUAUAAUGUUUUGUGAUUCCCCAAUUUUCAAACUCUCUCAUAAAUAGAUCUACCAUGCUUCUUGCUGCUACAUCAUCUCUGCAACACCACAACCUCUCCGGCUAUGUCUCUCUCACAACCCAAUACUAUUCUCCUUCCAUAUAAUUUACCCCAGACCCACAGAUGGUGCUCCAACUCCUCCUCAUCCGUCACAAUCACAGCAGCUUCUCUGGACCCUGGAGUUAAAAUAGUGACAGACACUAAUGUUGCUGGUCUGUGUUUUCAGGAAACUAAAGAAAGAAUUAGAAAACUGUUCGAUAAGGUAGAGCUUUCUGUAUCUUCGUAUGACACUGCUUGGGUAGCAAUGGUCCCCUCUCAAAAUUCUUCUCAGGCCCCGCGUUUCCCUGACUGUGUUAAUUGGUUAUUGGAUAAUCAGUUCUCUGAUGGCUCUUGGAGCAAUCCGCAUCGUCAUCCCCAGUUACGUAAAGAUGCACUCACAUCAACAUUAGCAUGUGUCCUUGCACUCAAGCGAUGGGGUGUUGGUGAAGCUCAAAUCAACAAGGGUCUACAAUUUAUCGAGUUAAAUUUCACUUCAGCUACUGAUGACAAUCAACAUCAUCCAAUUGGAUUUGACAUCAUUUUCCCUGGAUUGCUUGAGUACGCAAAAAAUUUGGACUUGAAUCUCCCUCUGGAACCAACAGAUUUAGAUGCUAUGUUUCACAAGAGAGACUUGGAGCUCAGAAGAUGCUAUUCUGAGGGGAGAAAAGCUUACUUAGCAUACGUUUCAGAAGGAAUUGGGAAGCUAGAGGAAUGGGAAAUGGUCAUGAAAUAUCAGAGGAAGAAUGGCUCAAUCUUGAAUUCGCCAUCCACUACAGCAGCUGCUCUUACUCAUGUUCAGAAUGAUGGUUGUCUGAAUUACCUCCACUCACUCUUACUGAAGUUCGGUAAUGCAGUUCCAACAGUUUAUCCUCUGCAUAUACAUGCGCGUCUCAGCAUUGUGGACAGUCUUGAAAGGCUGGGAAUUGAGCGAUAUUUUAGGAAGGAAAUUAGGAGUGUGUUGGAUGAAACAUACGGAUGCUGGCUACAGGGAGAAGAAGAGAUAUUCAUGGACAUUGCCACUUGUGCUAUGGCAUUUCGGUUAUUGCGGCUGCAUGGAUACGAUAUCUCUUCAGAUCCAUUAACCCAGUUUACCAAAGAAGAGUAUGACUUUGAUUCCCCAUGGGGACACUUGAAGGAUAUUGGUGCUGCCCUUGAAUUAUAUAAGGCUUCGCAGAUCAUUAUAUAUCCCGAUGAAUCAGAUUUGAAGAAACAAAACUCAUGGUCCAAUCAUUUUCUGAAAACAAAAUUAUGCAAUGGUUCAAUUCAUUCGGAUAGACUCGAUAAAUAUGUUAUCCAAGAGGUGGAUGAUGCUCUUAAAUUUCCCUUCCAUGCUAGUUUAGAGCGCAUUGCAAACAGGAGAAAUAUCGAGCAUUAUAAUGCAGAUAGUUCAAGAAUUUUAAAAACUUUGUAUUGUUCAUCAAAUGUUAGCAAUGAAGAUUUUUUUAAACUGGCAGUAGAGGAUUUUCACAUCUGCCAGUCUAUACACCGUGAAGAAAUCAAUCAUCUUGAGAGGUGGGUUGUCGAGAACAGAUUAGACAAGCUAAAGUUUGCCAGGCAGCGAUCAGCAUACUGUUACUUUGCCGCUGCAGCAACCAUUUUCUCUCCUGAAAUGUCUGAUGCCCGCAUGUCAUGGGCCAAAAAUGCUGUGCUCACGACAGUAGUUGAUGACUUUUUUGACAUUGGAGGUUCUAUAAAGGAAUUAGAAAACCUAAUUCACUUGGUUGAAAAAUGGGAUGUAAAUUUAGGCAUCGACUGCUGUUCAGAGCAAGGUCAAAUCAUAUUUUCAGCACUUCACAGCACAAUCUGUGAGAUUGGAGGCAAAGCACUCACAUGGCAAGGACGUAGCAUGACAAGCGACAUAAAAGAGAUUUGGUUGGAUUUGCUCAGCUCUAUGAUGAGAGAAGCUGAAUGGGUUAGAGACAAGUCAGUGCCAACAAUGGAUGAAUAUAUGAGAAAUGCAUAUGUAUCCUUUGCCUUGGGACCAAUUGUCCUUCCAGCUCUUUAUUUCAUUGGACCCAAGCUCUCAAAUGAGGUUGUUUGCAGUUCCGAAAUCCACAAUCUAUUUAAGCUUAUGAGCACUUGUGGACGUCUUCUCAAUGAUAUCCAGAGCUUCAAGAGGGAAUCAAAGGAAGGUAAACUGAAUGCCGUGUCAUUGCACAUGAUUAAUAGAGGUGCUAUCACUGAAGAAGAGUCCAUUGGAGAGAUGAAGAGGUUCAUUGAUGGUCAGAGGAGAGAAUUGCUGAGAUUAGUUUUGCAGAAAAAGGAUAGCAUUGUUCCAAGAGCCUGCAAGGAUUUGUUCUGGAAAAUGUGCAAAGUGGUGCAUCUAUUUUACGCGAAGGAUGAUGGUUUCACUUCACAUGAGAUGAUCAGUGCUGUGAAUGCAGUCAUUCAUGAACCCAUUGCUUUGGUAAAAGUGUAAGUGUUAGAGAAGCUCCAAAAUUCUGUGAUUUUGCUAGCUGCUACUGCUCCUUCUUUUUUCUUUUCUUUUUCUUUCCUCUCUCUCUCUCUCUCUCCCUAUAUAUGUAUGUCUAUCUAUCUAUCUAUCUAUCUAUCUAUCUUUUGAUUUUUAGAUUGCAUGUUGACUACGACUUUGAUGAAAUUUUCAUUCUUAAAAAAUGUUUCAAGCCCUAUCAUUCUUUUUGUGAUAUAUUGGUUUCCCUUGACUAGACUUAUUUUUUCUC